Messenger RNA from Eptesicus fuscus (big brown bat), 1929 nucleotides. RefSeq names its product Rho GTPase activating protein 19 (gene ARHGAP19). The transcript has 12 exons. Bases 1 to 1479 code for a protein of 492 amino acids. Lineage: Eukaryota; Metazoa; Chordata; Mammalia; Chiroptera; Vespertilionidae. The record is from RefSeq and is a predicted model, not a curated record. Gene Ontology annotation, biological process: regulation of small GTPase mediated signal transduction; signal transduction. Gene Ontology annotation, molecular function: GTPase activator activity. Gene Ontology annotation, cellular component: cytoplasm.
AUGGCGACUGAGGCGCUGAAUGAAGGGGAGGUGCCAGCUCGCGAGUCCGGGCGGAGUGAUGCCAUCUGCAAUUUUGUUAUCUGCAAUGACUCUUCCCUUCGAGGUCAGCCCAUUAUCUUCAAUCCUGACUUUUUUGUCGAAAAACUCCGUCAUGAGAAACCUGAGGUGUUCACUGAGUUGGUGGUCAGCAAUAUCACAAGGCUCAUUGAUUUACCUGGAACUGAAUUGGCUCAGCUGAUGGGAGAAGUGGAACUUAAGUUGCCUGGUGGAGCUGGCCCAGCGACAGGAUUCUUCCGGUCUCUGAUGUCUGUCAAGCGAAAGGAAAAAGGAGUAGUAUUUGGAUCCCCACUGACAGAGGAAGGCAUUGCUCAGAUAUACCAGCUAAUUGAAUAUCUACACAAAAACUUACGAGUGGAAGGUUUGUUUAGAAUACCAGGGAAUAGUGUCCGGCAGCAGAUUUUAAGGGAUGCUCUCAAUAAUGGAACUGAUAUUGAUUUGGAAUCAGGGGAGUUUCACUCCAAUGACGUUGCUACCUUGCUGAAGAUGUUUCUAGGAGAGUUACCUGAGCCCCUGCUGACCCAUAAACAUUUCCAUGCACACCUCAAAAUUGCUGAUUUGAUGCAGUUUGAUGAUAAAGGAAACAAGACCGAUAGACCAGAUAAGGAGCGGCAAAUUGAAGCUCUUCAGUUGCUCUUCCUCAUUCUCCCUCCACCCAAUCGUAACUUGCUGAAGUUAUUGCUCGAUCUCCUGUACCAGACAGCAAAGAAACAAGACAAGAAUAAGAUGUCUGCCUAUAACCUUGCCCUUAUGUUUGCACCCCAUGUCCUGUGGCCAAAAAAUGUCACUGCAAAUGACCUUCAAGAGAAUAUCACGAAGUUAAACAGUGGGAUGGCUUUUAUGAUUAAACACUCCCAGAAACUUUUUAAGGCUCCUGCUUACAUUCGGGAAUGUGCCAGAUUGCACUAUUUGAGCUCCAGAACUCAAGCAUCAAAGGAUGAUCUUGAUCUGACACCUUCGUGUCAUUCUAAGUCCUUCCAACUGGCAAAAUCUCAGAAACGGAGCCGGAUGGAUUCCUGCUCUCAUCAGGAGACCCAGCAGCGGACGGAAGAGGCACUGAGAGAGCUGUUCCAACACGUUCACAAUAUGCCCGAAUCAGCAAAGAAGAAGCAGCUUAUCAGACAGUUUAAUAAGCAAUCUGUGACCCUAACACCAGGGCAAGAACCUUCUACUCCCCGGGUACAGAAGAGGGCCCGUUCACGUUCCUUCAGUGGCCUAAUUAAGCGGAAGGUCUUGGGAAGUCAGAUGAUGUCAGAAAGGAAGAACAAGGCCCCUACGCCGGAAUCUCCAACCAUUGGUGAAUUGAAGAGAGCCAGCAAAGAGAAUAUGAAGUUAUUUUCUGGAUCUCCAGAUGGCACGAUGACACCAACAAGAUUGAAAUGGCCUGAGGGGAAGAAAGAGGGGAAAAAAGGCUUCCUCUGAAGGACCCAGAAUUCUCCGGCUGUCCACCAGAGCUUUCUCUGCGAUGCGCCAGGUGUCACUCCGUUUGCAGAGAAGCGGGGACUUGCAGCUUGCUGCUGCAUUUUUGAAUUGAGAAAGUUACUAAUCCUAUAACUCGACUGAUACCUCUAACUCCACUCACUGGGUGUUUCUGCAAAUUCUGCCUUCUGAACCAGUGCCAGCAGCUCUUUUUUUUAAAAUUAAUAUUAUGGGGAAACCACUAACCAGCCAACCGGCUUAUACAGCUCAGUGAAUGGGCAGAACUAGGCAGACUCCAGUGCUCAUUUCAUGUAUUUGUUUAGGCACAGUCUGUUUUUAAAAAUAGGAGAUUUGUGCUCAACUGCCAGUGUUUUUUUUUUUUUAAGUUCUGUCAUCCCAGUGGAUUGAUGUUAUUUUUAACAGAUGUUUUGGACUUUUCUCUGUUUUGAUAGU